AUGCUGCGAUUCUUGUUGACUUCUCUCCUGUUCUGUCCGCUUGCGCUCGUCGCAUCCUUUGACGAGGAUGACUGGCUUGCAAUACGCGCUCCUACAGAGGUGACUGCAGGUGUUCCCUUCAAUGUGACAUUCGAUGUCGAAGUACAUAACUGGGCCACCACCUUCUGCCAUGCCUUCCGGGUCUAUCUCGCUUCUUCAGCGAGAGAAAAGAUUUCAGCAUCGUUCUUCGACUCUGAUUGUUACCUUCUACAGGAAGAGACUCUUUGCAAUCCCACAAUCGAGAUCGACGAAGGCUAUGUCCUAUUUCGUAACACCACAGUCACCGUAACUGUACCUCCUAGUGUAGGGCCAUCGGGCAAGCACUACACCGUCCAGGGGCGCAUCCUAAAGACGGACGGGUCGUACUAUGGUUCAUCUCUCGACUCGAACGUCUUCAAUCUUUCUGGUGGUACGGGUGAAUGGGCCGACUAUGAGCUUAAAGGUUACACCUUAUGGGGCGAUGAUGGCAUUCCCUGUGGCGGGUAUGACUGCGUGAGAGGUUGCAAUAAUGCUACCUUCAGCGCUUUCGAUCGCAACUCGACAAGGGAAUGCGCAAACUCAUGCCCUGGGGUGUUCAUCAAUCCCACUUCCAGCUUUGGAGGACAGCCUACGGCCACGAUGUCAAUGCCAUCCGCAUGCUCAAUUGAGUAUUCGUCAAGCAUACCUGCCACCUCGACAACGAGAACGCUUCCUAGCACCACAAUCGUUCGCAGUUCUACCAAUACUCCCAACACCGCGACAUCGGGCUCUGUCCCUAAGUUCCCUUUCAUCUCAUUAAUUCCCCUUUUGGCGGUUUUCCUGUCGUGA
Molecule: messenger RNA, 846 nt
Organism: Aaosphaeria arxii CBS 175.79
Lineage: Eukaryota; Fungi; Ascomycota; Dothideomycetes; Pleosporales
Exons: 2
Coding region: 1-846 (281 amino acids)
Source: RefSeq, a predicted model, not a curated record